Molecule: messenger RNA, 1041 nt
Organism: Cydia pomonella (codling moth)
Lineage: Eukaryota; Metazoa; Arthropoda; Insecta; Lepidoptera; Tortricidae
Product: defense protein 3-like
Exons: 5
Coding region: 1-870 (289 amino acids)
Biological process (GO): defense response to bacterium
Cellular component (GO): extracellular region
Source: RefSeq, a predicted model, not a curated record
AUGGGUAAAGUUCACGAAAGUGAAUACACUACAGAAUUAUAUUCAACAACACAUGGAAGUGAUUACUUAGAAGUAACAACAGAUGAUAAUGAUUUUGAUUUAAACUUUGAAGAUUUUAUGAAUGACGACGCAGAUGACAAAAGGAGAAAAAGACAAAUACCUGUGGAGGAAAUGAAAGUUAAUAUUGAAAUUAUCGAAGCUAAUUACGAUUACGUUUUCGACUUCGACAUAACUACUGAUUUUUUUAUUAAAGAUUUAGUUAAUGAAACCAAAUUGACUACGAUUGAACCGAAUACUUUUCAAAUCAAUACGAUAAACGACGAUUGUAUCAAAGAAAUUGAAGACAUAUCAGAAGAAAACUUGGCCAGGGCACUAAAGGAUGUAAACAGAUUAUCUGUCAGAGACAGAGUGAAGCCCGGUCCAGGGUAUACCGCUGCUGGUGGCGGACUGGCUCUCGAUAAUAUCAACGGCCACGGACUAAGUGUGACCGGCCAGCACAUCCCUAGUCUCGGCAACCAGGCGACGGCGGCGGGGCGGCUGGGGCUCAUCAACACACCCGACCACAAGCUGGGCGCCAACGCCUUCAUAACCAGAACUAUGCCCAACAUCCCCAACCUCCCCAACUUCAACACUCAUGGUGGCAGCUUGGACUAUACUUUCAAGGAUAAAAUCGGUGGUUCCCUGGGCAUGGCGCACACUGACCUGUUCAAGAAGACCGACUACUCGGCCAUGGGCAACCUGAACCUGUUCCGAAACCCCUCGUCCUCGCUCGACCUCAACGCCGGCUGGACCAAGUCGCAGUCACCCAUCCCCGCCUUCAAUCACAACUGGGCUCCGCAGGGCGGUCUGACGUUUACGAAGUAUUUUUAAAUGUAUCUACAAGUAAUAAUAAUGUAAACUUUACAUUACAUUGUAAAGCAUAACCGUCCAAAGACUAGGAUAUACAUUGAUAAGUUAUUAUUUUUACUAUGAAAUGAGUUAGUUAUAUGAAAAUAAAUAAUAAAUGUAAUUAUUGAUAAAUCAAGUUAUUUUUAACAGUAA